Westerdykella ornata is the source of this 1983-nucleotide messenger RNA. RefSeq lists its product as uncharacterized. Lineage: Eukaryota; Fungi; Ascomycota; Dothideomycetes; Pleosporales; Sporormiaceae. The transcript is spliced from 2 exons. Gene Ontology annotation, cellular component: SCF ubiquitin ligase complex. Gene Ontology annotation, molecular function: protein binding. The record is from RefSeq and is a predicted model, not a curated record. Bases 183 to 1715 code for a protein of 510 amino acids. Gene Ontology annotation, biological process: SCF-dependent proteasomal ubiquitin-dependent protein catabolic process.
CUGCGUGUGGAGGUCAAACUCUUAAACAUAUUGUUAUUUGUGGCUGCCUAGCGUUGAGUCACUAUUGUACGAUGUAUUAAUUAUACAGGCCCUCCUAGAGUCAUCCUGCGGCACUUGUGACUAUACUGCAUUCCUUCUCCGACCACCAACAUCGGAUUUAAUCCUCUAGAUCCGCCACCCUGAUGGACUCCACCGAAGCAGAGCUGGAGACCUUCCGCCAGAGAUGGCGAGAAGAAGUGACCGCGAAAACCAAAGGAAAGACCAAAAAGGAAGAGGCCGUUCCUAAGUCUUCUCAAGCUUCAUCGAACAGAGCUCAGACGUCUAAACAGAGCAUUGUACCUGAAGUGUCUCGGCAUGCACGCCCUGAGGCUGUGGAGGAGAUAGACGAGGUAGAGCCUCAUUUGUAUCCCGAUCUUGGAGAAGUGCGCCAUGGAAGGAGACUGGAUGAAACCAGUUCCCCUGCUGCGGGCUCCAGCAAGGAGCCCCACUCCGCAUUGGAGCACUAUGAGAAAGCCGUUGAGAAAGAAAGCCAGGGGAGCUUGGGUGAGAGCGUGAACCUCUACCGGAAGGCGUUCAGACUCGACUCCAACGUCCACCAAACCUACAAGAACAAGCACUUCCCGCCCUCCUCCUUCACCUCCAAACCCAAACACCAGGACAUCAACCCUUCCAACGCGUCCACCACUGUUCCAAAUCCCGCCCACCACUCCCUCCACGGUCUCUCUUCCAACCUCCAAUCCCUCCUCGACUCCUUCUCCACCCUCUCCAUCCAAGCCGAACCCCCACCCACCGACCUCUCCCCACCCCUCCCCUGCCCCAUCUCCACUAUCCCCGACGAGAUCCUCUCGGAUAUCCUCCUCGAAGUGGCCCUCACCGACAUCGCCUCCUUUGCCCGCCUAGCCCAAGUCUGCAAACGCCUCGCCUACCUCGUCACCACCGAGGAGCGCAUCUGGAAACGCAUAGCCACAGGCAACGAAGUCGGUUUCGGCGCUAUGCACUACACCUUCGCCUGCCAGGUCGAUGGCAAACCCCUUGGAGACGACGGUAAAGGGGGUUUCCUUCUCGGCUCCGACGAAGACGAUGCGGCCCCAGUCACCGAGGAGCUCGAUCCAGGAAGCCUCACGACCCUCCUCGUCCCAUCCAUCUACCCAACCUACCGCGCCCUCUUCCGCCAACGUCCCCGUAUCCGCUUCAACGGCUGUUACAUCUCCACCGUCAAUUACACCCGCCCAGGCGCCUCGUCGCCAACCAGCGUCUCCUGGAACUCCCCCAUCCACAUCGUGACAUACUACCGCUAUCUCCGCUUCCUGCGCGACGGCACUUGUAUCAGUCUCCUUACCACCUCUGAGCCCGCCGACGUGGUGCCCUACCUUCAUUUGGAGCACGUCCACAAGAACCACGGGAACCUCCCUUCUGCACCGAUGAAAGACGCGCUUCUAGGACGCUGGCGGCUCUCAGGCCCCACGAUCCCUGGCGUCGACGGUGAAUCCAAUGGUGAGAAGGAGGGUGUCUUGCAUGUAGAGACUGAGGGCGCCACACCCAAGUAUCUGUAUAAGAUGAUAUUGGCGUUGGGGAGUGCGGGACGAGGGGCUAGGAACAACAAGUUGAUGUGGCAGGGGUACUGGAGUUACAAUCGAUUAACGGAUGAUUGGGCGGAAUUUAUGAGGAAGAAUGAGAGGCCGUUCUAUUGGAGUAGGGUGAAGAGUUAUGCGUGAAUCCGGGUGGGUGUUCAUAGCGACGUUUUGUUGGACGCACAAUGAGACUUGAUCACUCUUCAAACUGAAAUGUGCGUUCACGAAGGACAUCUUGGUCCGUGUUUUAUUAUCGUCAGCUUGAACGCUUGGAGUUGACUACUUUAUGUCUCUCCUAACCUUUACCGCCUGGGCAUACCCCGGCCGCGGCCCCUCAUGCCCAGUGCCCUCUGUGCUGCUCCUGGAGGUAGCGGCUUAUUUGGCGCCUGCGCUUGUUGUGACUCCUGGUUCU